Messenger RNA from Fukomys damarensis (Damara mole-rat), 1608 nucleotides. Its product is annotated as butyrophilin-like protein 8. The transcript is spliced from 7 exons. Gene Ontology annotation, molecular function: protein binding. The record is from RefSeq and is a predicted model, not a curated record. Lineage: Eukaryota; Metazoa; Chordata; Mammalia; Rodentia; Bathyergidae. The coding region runs from base 98 to 1171 and encodes 357 amino acids.
ACUGAGAUUUUGGGAUGCUAUUUCUGGUGGAAACAGAUGGGAAAGAUGUAUAUCCUCUCGAGAGACAGCACUGGCUUCAACUCCUCUCAUUUCCAUCAUGGGAUAUGGUGAUGGAGGCAUCCAGCUACUCUGCCAGUCCUCAGUUUGGUUAUCCCAGCCCAUAGUAAAGUGGAAAGGUCCACAGGGUCAUGGUUUAUCUUCAGAUUCCAAGAUAACUGCGGGUAGACAUGGCCCAUUUGAUGUGGAGUCCUCCUUUAUAGUCCAACAGAAUUCUGGGAGCGUAGCAUGUUCCAUUCAGCCCCCUGACCAGAGCCAAGAGAUUCAAUCCAGAAUAUGGAUAAGAGAGAUCUUUUUCCGGCCUUCACCUUGGAGCCUGGCUUCCAUUUUAUUGGGCUUACUUUGUUUUGUUUUAAGUGUUGGUAUCGUUGCAGUAAGGACAUUUUUCUCCAAAUAUCAGAGGAAAUACUUGGCAGAACUGGAAUGGAGAAAGAAGCAUGCAGAGGCAGAAUUGAAAAAGCACCAGAAAUAUGCAGUGGAGGUGACUCUGGACCCAGACACGGCUCAUCCACAGCUCUACAUUUCUGAUCUGAAAUCUGUAAUAUUUAAGGAAGCUCCUCAGGAUGUGUCCUACACAGAGAAGAGAUUUAAGAGAAAGUGUGUGGUGGCUUCUCAGGGUUUCCAGACAGGGCAGCAUUACUGGGAAGUAGAUGUGGGACACAAUGAAAGUUGGUGCUUGGGCGUGUGCCGGGAUAAUGUGCACAGGAAGCAAUAUGAGACUUAUUCUUCCAAGAAUGGGUACUGGGUUCUUGAAUUAAGGAAAGGACAUAAGUAUUUCAUAUUAGAUCCUGAUAGAGUCAGUGUCUUCCCCAAGAAUCCUCUUACAAAAGUGGGGGUCUUCCUGGACUAUGAGGGUGGAGCCAUCUCCUUCUUCAAUGUAAAUUAUCCAUGCCUCAUUUAUACUCUGACACAUCAGUUUGAAGGCUUAUUGAGGCCAUAUAUCAAGCCUCAAUCUUAUAAUGAGAAAAGUGGGACUCCGUUAGCCAUCUGUCCAGUUUCUCAGAGGUCAGAGAAAGGAUCUCUUUCCAAAGAUAUCCCCACAUCUCCAGACACAGACCACCAAAAGCCUUCCCCAGAGGUAACAGCACUUCUUCCCUCCAACAGUGAUCACUAGCGGGAAUCACACUUCACGCUCUCCUUUAGGCUACUGGGUUUCAGAGCCCUCAAGGAGCACUAAUGAUGGUUUCUGUAUGAAGCUGGCUGACCCCUCCACUUAAGAGUCAUGUGUCAUGGCCACCCUAAGGUAGGGAGGAAAGAAGGUUGACACUGUGUUUAACUUGUGACAGUGUCAUCAAGCUAAGUGACCGUGGACAAGUAACAACCUUUCAGGCUCUUCAGCAGUUAGAACGGUGAGAAUUACAGGGACGUAGUGAGAAUUACAGGGACAAUGAAUAUGAGUAAUGAUUUCAUCUUUCUGGAAGCACGAGUUUUUGCUGAUGUUGUUCUUUAUAAGGAAUAUUGUGACUUGGUUCCAGACUAUGGCCGAUAAAGCAAAUAAUGCAAUAAAGCAAAAUACAUGAAAUUUGUAUGCGUAAACAUUACAAAUAAAAG